Geodia barretti is the source of this 1179-nucleotide messenger RNA. The record is from the annotation of a GenBank genome assembly. Lineage: Eukaryota; Metazoa; Porifera; Demospongiae; Tetractinellida; Geodiidae.
UUGGGCAAGGCAAACGUCGGCAAGUCCACGUUCUUCUCUGCGGCGACGCAGACGCAGGUCCAGACAGGCAACUUUCCGUUUACCACCGUGCAGCCAAACGUCGGCGUGGCGUAUGUGGAGUCGGAGUGCGCCUGCAGGCACCUGGGCAUAACGCACGAGAACAGCCUGUGCUCCGGCGGCACCCGGCUCAUUCCAGUAAAGAUAAUCGACAUCGCGGGGCUGGUUCCGGGGGCCCACCAGGGCAGGGGACUGGGCAACCAGUUCCUUGACGAUGCCCGGCAGGCCAGGGUGCUGAUACAUGUGGUGGACAUAGCGGGGGCCACGGACCUGCAGGGACAGCCCGUCUCCCCCGGGAGCCACGAUCCGCUGGAGGACGUGAAAUUCGUCCAGGAGGAGUUUGACCAGUGGUUCCUGCAGAUACUGAUGCGGGAGUGGAACAAGCUGCGCCGGGAGCUGGUCCAGAAGAGGGCCAGCCUGGCAGACGGCAUAGCGCGGCGCUUUAGCGGCCUGGGGGUGGAGAGCCACCAGGUGCACCAGGUCCUCCAGGAGAUGAACCUGCUGGUGAAGAAGCCCGACAACUGGACCGACGGCGACAGGCUGGCGCUUGUCGUCGGGCUCAGAAAGAUGACAAGGCCCAUGAUAGUAGCGGCAAACAAGGCAGACCUGUGCCGGGACCUUGCUGUCACAAAGGGCAUCACCGGGUGCGACGUGGUGCCGUGCAGCGCAGAGGCCGAGCUGCUGUUGCGCAAGGCGUCCGGCGCGGGGCUUGUGGAGUACGCCCCCGGCGCCGGCACGUUUGCCGUCGGGCCCGGCGUGCAGGUGUCCGCCCAGCAGAGGAGGGCGCUGGAGACGGUGCGCGCCAUACUUGGGAGGAUCGGCACCACCGGAGUCCAGCGGGUGCUGAACGCCGCGGUCUUUGACAUGCUGGGCAUGAUAGUGGUGUAUCCGGUGGAGGACGAGACGAGGUUCACCAACAGGGACGGCGAGGUGCUCCCCGACGCAAGGCUGCUGCCUGCCGGCUCGGGUCCCCGGGACCUGGCCGCAACCAUCCACGCGGAUAUAGAGAAGGGGUUCCUGUACGCCAUAGACUGCAAGAAGAGGCAGAGGGUCGGCGUGGAGCACAGGCUCCAGAACGGGGACGUGGUUAAGAUCGUCUCGACGGGAAGCAGGGGGGCAUGA